AUGAACACUCUGUCUGAAGCAAACGGCACCUUUGCCAUCCACCUUUUAAAGAUCCUUUGUCAAAACAACCCUUCGAAAAAUGUAUGUUACUCUCCUGUGAGCAUCUCCUCUGCUCUAGCUAUGGUCCUCUUGGGGGCGAAAGGAGACACUGCAGUCCAGAUAUCUCAGGCACUUUGUUUAAACACAGAGGAAGACAUUCAUCAAGGCUUCCAGGGGCUUCUCAGUAAUCUGAACCAGCCCAACAGAAAGUACUCGCUUAGAGUGGCCAACAGGCUCUUUGCAGAGAUCACUUGUGAAUUGCUCCCAACCUAUAAGGAGUCCUGUCUUCAGUUCUACCACUCGGAGCUGGAGCAGCUGUCCUUUGCCAAAGCUCCAGAGGAGUCCAGGAAGCACAUAAACACGUGGGUCUCCAAACAGACUGAAGAAAAAAUUCCAGAGUUGAUGUCAGGAGACUCAGUUGAUUCAGAGACCAGGCUGGUUCUUGUCAAUGCCUUAUACUUCAAAGGAAAGUGGCAAGAACAGUUUGACGAAGCAUGCACAAGGGAAAUGCCCUUUAAAAUAAACCAGAGUGAGGAAAGACCAGUGCAGAUGAUGUGCCGGGAAGACGUAUUUAACCUCGCCUACGUGAAUGAAGUAAAGGCACGGGUGCUGGAGAUGCCCUACGAUGGCAUGGAGCUGAGCUUGGUGGUCCUGCUUCCAGUUGAUGGUGUGGACCUCAGCCAGGUGGAAAACAAUCUCACCUUUGAGAAGUUAACAGCCUGGACCAAAUCCGACUUUAUGAGGAGCACUAGGGUUGAGGUUUUCCUUCCAAAAUUUAAACUGCAAGAGAAUUAUGACAUGAAGUCUGUGUUUCAGCACCUGGGAAUGGUGGAUGCCUUCCAAGACGGCAAGGCUGAUUUGUCAGGAAUAUCUCCAGAGAGAGGCCUGUGUGUGUCCAAGUGUGUUCACAAGAGUGUUGUGGAGGUCAAUGAAGAAGGCACUGAGGCUGCAGCUUCUACCAUGGUAUCUAUAGUCUUUUUCUCAUCUGCUGGUGUCCCAAAGUUCCGUGCUGACCAUCCCUUCCUUUUCUUCAUCAGGCACAAUGAAACCAACAGCCUCCUGUUCUGUGGCAGGUUCUCCUCUCCAUAG
Messenger RNA from Arvicola amphibius (Eurasian water vole), 1128 nucleotides. RefSeq names its product serpin B9-like. Gene Ontology annotation, biological process: negative regulation of endopeptidase activity. Bases 1 to 1128 code for a protein of 375 amino acids. The transcript has 6 exons. Lineage: Eukaryota; Metazoa; Chordata; Mammalia; Rodentia; Cricetidae. The record is from RefSeq and is a predicted model, not a curated record. Gene Ontology annotation, molecular function: serine-type endopeptidase inhibitor activity. Gene Ontology annotation, cellular component: cytoplasm.